UCUGACGUAGCAAACGAAAUUAACGGCUUUUACUAACAAACUUCCUCUUUACAGUUCCCUCCCCAGUCCACGCUUUAAAAGGGUAAGAGAGACAGAAGAAAAAGUCCGACACCUCACACCAAAGAUCACCGCCCACCGCCGUGACAUGCCGCCGGAGAUCCCACCGGCGCCGCCACCUCAUUCCUAACUCCUCCGUCAAAUUUAUUCUUAGGCUAUUUCAGAUAUAUAUAGAGAGAGAGAGAGAGAAGAUGUCGAUGACGAGAAAGCAGAACCAGAACCAAGCACGUGACUUGAAGCACCGAGUGCUCACGUGCCUCCACAAGCUCUCGGACCGGGACACGCAUUCCGCGGCGGCGAUUGAGCUCGAGGCCAUUGCUAAAGCCCUUUCAAGUGAAACUAUUCCGCCGUUCCUCUCCUCCAUAGCCGCCACUGAUUCCUCCGAUAAGUCUCCGGUCCGGAAGGAAUGCCUGCGCCUUAUUUCCAUCCUCUCCGAAAACCACGGCAACUUGCUGUCUCCUUACCUCUCGAAGCUUCUCAGUGCUGUUAUCCGCCGCCUCCGCGACCACGACUCCGCCGUCCGCUCCGCCUGCGUCACCGCCUCCGCCUCAAUCUCCUUGCACGUAACCAAGACGCCGUUCUCCUUCAUCAUGAAGCCGUUCCUCGAGGCGCUGUUCACCGAACAGGAAAUGAACUCUCAGAUCGGCGCCGCGCUGUGCUUGGCGGCGGCGAUCGAGGCCGCGCCCGAUCCGGAUGUGGUGAGCUUGCGGAAACAGAUUCCGAGGUUCGAGAAGCUGUUGAAAUCCGAGAGCUUCAAGGCUAAGGCGGCGCUGCUUACGCUGAUUGGCAGCGUAAUCGCUGUUGGAGCCGCAUCGAAUCAGCAAGUUGUGAGGAAUUUAGUGCCGCGUUUGAUUGAAUUCGUGAGCAGUGAGGAUUGGGCGGCGAGGAAGGCUAGUGCCGAGACUCUGCUAAGGCUUGGAGUUGCAGAAAGAGAAACAUUAUCCGAGUUUAAGGCCUCUUGCUUAAAGACCUUUGAGGCCAAACUAUUCGAUAAGGUGAAGACUGUGAGAGAAACAAUAAGCCAAAUGCUGGAAGCGUGGAAGGAGAUUCCUGAUUUAUCAGAUGAUGUUUCGCUUCCACCUGAAUCAGAUUCAUCAUCUAGAGAGAAUGGUAGUGAUACACCUGGAUCCAGGAGCUCUGGUACUCCCAAUGUUGGGAGAAGAAACCUCCAUAAAAGCAAGACAAAUGCACUAGGCAGCUCUUCUGCUGCUACAGAAAUCGGGAAGAAAGCAACUCCAGCAAUAUUCCGCAAACUUGAUCACAAGAAGCCUUCUGAAUUGAAGAUUGAAGUCCCUAAUUCACAGGAUUCUUCUGGGGAUGAUCUGAAGUGUAAAAAUGGGAAAGGUGAUGAGGAGAAAGAAGGAUUCACAAAACCAGAAACAAAACGCCUCCUUUUUGGAAAGAGUGCUUCUGGGUGUCGCGUGGUUCCAUGUCAAGAUGAGAGAUCAGAUUCUAAUGUUGUGAUGAAUGAAAGUGGGGAUCUCUGUAAGAACCAAAAAGAACGUGAUAAUGAUUUGUCUGAGAUUCGGAAGCAACUCGUUCAAAUUGAAAAUCAGCAGUCCAAUUUGCUACAAGUCCUCCAGAAAUUCAUUGGGACUUGUCAGAGCGGGAUGCGUUCUUUAGAGACACGGGUUCAUGGUCUGGAGUUGAGCUUAGAUGAGAUAUCAUAUGAGUUGGCUGUGUCAACUGGAAGAAUAAUGUCAAAUAGGGACUCAGCAGCCAUGUGUUGCAAGCUACCAGGUGCAGAAUUUUUGAGUUCAAAACUGUGGAGGAGGAGGAGUUCAACUUCACAAUUCCCUGCUUCUGGUGGAACCCCAUUCGUGGCUUCGGCUCACAAUAAAGCUAGCCCUGGUUUUAUUGUGAACCCAUUGGCUGAAACCAAUCAUUACUCUCAGUCCCAGCAGGGAAUUUCUCAUGUUCCCUACAAUGGAGUAUCAAGAAAUCUUCCCAUGACAAGGCUAAGAAGAAUGGAACAAGGAUAGAUUGCUGGAAGACUAGAAUGAAUACUGAGGCAUAUACUUAUCAUGCAUUUACAUAUUUUUUUUGCCAGUGUUUGUCGUUGUGCCAAAUCCAACUCCAACCAAUCCAGAUUUUCAGAGUUAGUGGUUAGAUAUAUUUGAUCCAAUUCCACAUUUAGUUAGAUGGAAAUUUGUAUAGGAUUAUAGGAAAAGUCAUUUUUGUCAUCUUUCUCCCCUUUGGGGUUCCAUGAUCAGACUUUAAGAUAUAUGUUUUCUAUACGUGUUAGUGAAAUUGUGCUUUUGGACCUUUUGCACAGUACCUGAUUAAUGGUAAUGGCAUCUUCAAUAGUGAGGAUUUUGGUGUGAUUUUUGAAGAGUUUUGGUAGGUGUGAUUAGGAAAGA
Molecule: messenger RNA, 2417 nt
Organism: Ipomoea nil (Japanese morning glory)
Lineage: Eukaryota; Viridiplantae; Streptophyta; Magnoliopsida; Solanales; Convolvulaceae
Product: microtubule-associated protein TORTIFOLIA1-like
Exons: 5
Coding region: 249-2039 (596 amino acids)
Cellular component (GO): microtubule
Molecular function (GO): microtubule binding
Source: RefSeq, a predicted model, not a curated record